This is a messenger RNA of Ceraceosorus bombacis, 617 nucleotides long. The record is from the annotation of a GenBank genome assembly. Lineage: Eukaryota; Fungi; Basidiomycota; Exobasidiomycetes; Ceraceosorales; Ceraceosoraceae.
AUGUCUCUCACCAAACCUCAAGCGACGCACGUCUCGUUGCAGACGACUCAAGGCACCAUCCUGCUAGAGCUGUACACUCAGCAUGCACCUCGAGCCUGCGAAAACUUUAGCACCUUGGCAUCUCGCGGCUACUACAACGGCGUAAGCUUUCAUCGCAUCGUUCAAGAUUUCAUGAUCCAAGCUGGAGAUCCUACAGGCACGGGUCGAGGAGGCAACUCGAUCUACGGAGGCAAAUUCAAAGAUGAAAUCGAUCCUCGCUUGAGAUUCACUGGCGCUGGCAUACUCGCCAUGGCUAAUAGCGGACCCGAUACCAAUGGAAGUCAAUUCUUCAUCACGCUCGCUCCUACUCCAUUUUUGGAUCGAAAACACACAAUCUUUGGCAGAGUGGACAAGGGCAUGCUGGUAGUGCAGAGAUUGGCAAUGGUCCCCGUAGAUGCGAAUGACAGGUGAGCAUGCCCAGCAUCGAGGCGGCGCGGAUGUCUGCGCUCGGUCAAGACGUGUGAUGCAGCGUGGCCAGCGGGCUCAUCUAUCACAUCAGCUGAUAACAACGCUUCUCGCUCCCCUCCAGACCCCGCGACGAGAUCAAGAUCCUCAGUGCUCAAGCAAUCACAGAGUGA